This is a messenger RNA of Salpingoeca rosetta, 2028 nucleotides long. RefSeq lists its product as uncharacterized. NCBI's taxonomy places the organism in Eukaryota, Choanoflagellata, Craspedida, Salpingoecidae. Gene Ontology annotation, molecular function: phosphopantetheine binding. Gene Ontology annotation, biological process: amino acid activation for nonribosomal peptide biosynthetic process; secondary metabolite biosynthetic process. The transcript has 7 exons. Bases 1 to 2028 code for a protein of 675 amino acids. The record is from RefSeq and is a predicted model, not a curated record. Gene Ontology annotation, cellular component: cytoplasm.
AUGGAUGUUGAUGAGUUGAGGGGCAGCGUGGAGGUUGAUGGUGGCCAACGUGUGAGCAAUGUGGAGCUGCGUGCAGGCGUGGAGAAGUGGGCUGCUACUCUGCAAGAGGUGCUGCGACAACAAGGCCUCGCUGCUGCCCCGUGCGACGCCCGCGUCCGUGUUGCCGUUGUUGGAUCCGUGGACAUGAGCGUGAUCUUGGCCAUCUUGGCGGUGUGGAAGGCUGGCCACUCUGCGGUUCCCAUCGCCGCCUCGACACCUUGGCCGCGUGCCGCGUGCUGCUUGGAGCUGUGCUCCAUCGUCCUUGUUGCCGGCAGUGCCGGGGCUCGCUGUGGGUGGCUCGCCCACAUGGACCUGCUGCUGGACGCACUGCCUCAGCAGCUGGGCGCCAGCGCACGCCUCUACUGCAGCAACACAACCGCCUCACCACCGCCGCCCAUCCCUGAUGAGCUCCACGUGUACCACACGUCCGGAACCACUGGCAGGCCAAAGCCUGUUGUGUGCACAGUGGGCGCUAUGAUGCACUAUGUAAACGCACACGCGAGUGCGCACGGGUACGACAGCAGUGCCCGCGUCCUCGUGGCUUCUGCUCUCUCCUUUGACCCAUUUGUUGGCGAGGUCAUUACCACGCUGGUGACUGGAGGCACGCUUGUUGUUGUGCCGCGCGAUGUGUUGCUGCAAGACAUGCAGGGCGCCAUCGCCCGCCACCGCAUAACCCACGUCAUGACCACACCUUCCAUCUGGUCCUUUGUCCAGCCGCCACCAACACCUCAACACCCAACACGCCAGCCAACACAGCCAACAUCACCAACACCAGGACACGCACCACCCACAGCGUCCUGCCCACCGUCAUUCCCCCUGCACCUGCGUGCUGUGAUGCUCGGCGGUGAACCCCUAUCGCCAGCCAUCAUCAGCACGUGGUGUGACCAGGUUGCCCUGUACAACGUGUACGGCACCACGGAAGGCACCGUGUACCAGUUCUCGCACCGCUGCACGCGUACACAGCAGGAAGCAGCUUGCAUUGGUCGCCCAUUGGACGGCGUGGAUGCCUUUCUCCUUCCCACUCAGGCGGAGGAGUACGACGAGGAUGAGCAGGCAGAGGAUAGCGACAGCAGUCACGGCUGCCUGCGUUGGUCACCAUACGACCCCUCGGUCACACAGGGCGUGCUGGCUGUGGGCGGCCUGCAACUUGGCGCCUACCUGUCUCCCACACAUCCUACAUCAUGCACUGACUCUACCCAUGACAUGAUCAGCCCUACUGCUGCUGCUGAUCGCACAACAGUUGACAGCCAUCCUGAGCACGCAUUGCGCGGUGGCGUUGCCGCACCUGCCACCUGUACACAUGUGAACAGCAGCGACGACAGCGCAUCUUCAGCCAAGCACAUGCCUGAACAGGCAAUACAGCUUCAACCUGCGUCGUUGCCAACACCACUUCCGCGUCUCCCUGCUCGCGUGCCAUCAACGUGCUCUGGCUUCUUCGAUCUGCAUGGCCGCCGCGUGUAUGUGACUGGCGAUAUUGUCCGGCGAUCCAAAACGCCAGGGCCAAGCCGUUUUGUCUACGUUGGCCGCAAUGACGACCAGGUUAAAGUGAGUGGGCAACGGGUAUCGCUUGUUGACAUUGAUAUGACCAUCCGGGCAUGUCCUCUCGUCGAAUCGUGCAAAUGCAUCUUUGCCAAUCGGAUGCUUCAGCUGCAUGUAUGCAUCAGGCAAAGUUGCGACGAUCCCAUCGCCGAUGCCAGCAGCAAGGGUGCCGUGUCUUGCUGGACCAAGGCGACAUGGCACGCGCUCGCCGCUCUGCGGCUGUGGAUUUCCGCCCACUUGCCUGCACACAUGGUGCCUGCAAGCAUCCACGCGUGGCCAUCGGCGCUCCCGCGAACACCCAACGACAAGAUCGACACCCGUGCACUGCAGCGUCACCACGAGGCCACCAUCCAGCGCCACCUGCUCAUCGUCAUCCUCACCAUCAUCUUCACCACCACCUCUCCCAUCAUCAUCAUCAUCACCACCACCAUCAUUGGCGGGUGUGGAUGA